GACACCCAACACACUCACGCUUAUAUCAUCGUCAUCAUCUUCAUCUUCGGUUGUGAUUGUUGUAAAUACAAUGAAUAAUAGAGAUGAACAAGGGUGUGUUUGGAAGAGAAUAACAAGAGAGAUGGAUGAUCAACAACAACUCUUGAACUUAGGAGGCAGUUCCACAUCAGGCAACAACAAUGGAAACAAAAGCAAGAAAUCUGAAAUCAAAAACAAAGACAAAGACAAGAGAUGGGCUUUGGUGAGGUUUGAGGAAUUGCCAGAGUACAUGAAGGACAAUGAGUUCAUACUGAAUUACUAUAGAGCCAAUUGGCCUCUCAAACAAGCAUUCUUUAGCUUGUUUCGUUGGCAUAAUGAGACUCUCAAUGUUUGGACGCAUUUGAUGGGGUUUGCACUAUUCUUGGGGUUGGUAGUUGCUAAUUUGAUGCAUGUUCCUCAACUUGCAGAUUUCUUUGGUAUAUUUACCAGGACUUUUCCCAUGAGUGUAGAGGCAAAUUUCUCUCAAAAUUCAAAGGAUUUCUUUUCUGGCUCAACAAAACUCAUUAACUUGAAGCAGCCUACACCACCGGGAAUGGAGGCUACAUCACCAGAGUUGGCCGCGGCACGGUGGCCAUUCUUCGUCUUCUUAGGUGGUGCUAUGUUCUGUCUCCUCUGUAGCAGCACUUGCCACCUCUUUGCUUGCCAUUCACACAACUUAAACCUUCAAUUGGUGAGAAUGGACUAUGUUGGUAUCACAAUCAUGAUCAUCACCUCCUUCUUCCCACCAAUCUACUACAUUUUCCAAUGUGAGCCACUCUGGCAAAUUAUAUACCUAACUAGUAUCUCAAUUAUCGGUAUUUUCACCACUGUGACAUCGCUUAUGCCAGCUUUCUCCUCUGGUAAAUUCAGAUCUUUUCGUGCCUUGCUCUUCGUGGCCAUGGGCUUAUUCGGCCUUGUACCCGCUAUCCACGCUCUUAUUGUUAACUGGAGCGAGCCUAGGCGCAACAUAACCCUAGCUUAUGAAUCGGUCAUGGCGAUAUCUUACUUGAUAGGGACUAUGUUUUAUGUUAGUCGAGUUCCGGAGAGGUGGAAGCCUGGAUUUUUUGACCUUGCUGGUCAUAGUCACCAAAUAUUUCAUGUUUUUGUGUUAUUGGGUGCAUUGGCUCACUAUGGUGCUGCACUUGUAUUCUUGGAAUAUCGUGAAAAAAUAGGUUGUGAUCGAAUUAAGUAAUGUGUUAUUUUGUGUUAGUAUAAUAGUGGUUUUACUAGCACAAAAUCAAUAUCUAAAAUUUAAUAGGGAUUAAUGUUCGACCCUUAUAGAUUGAAAUGUUUAUUCAUUUGUUGUAUCAACCUAUUAUUAUAGUUGAAGAGAUAAAUGAAUGGGUGAUUGUUAUUUAUUGAGAAUCA
Camellia sinensis is the source of this 1386-nucleotide messenger RNA. RefSeq names its product heptahelical transmembrane protein 1. Gene Ontology annotation, molecular function: signaling receptor activity. The record is from RefSeq and is a predicted model, not a curated record. NCBI's taxonomy places the organism in Eukaryota, Viridiplantae, Streptophyta, Magnoliopsida, Ericales, Theaceae. Gene Ontology annotation, cellular component: membrane. Gene Ontology annotation, biological process: response to hormone.